AUGCCUGUGUCCUACGUCCCUUUCCCGUCUCAGUUCAGUUAUGCCCAGCCUUCGUCCCAAGACAUUCCGUUCGCCGUCCCGGUAGACACCACUCCAAUGUCUUCGGUGUCUUCUCAGGAAACACUCGACUAUUCGCGCCCACAAACGUGGCGUAACUUGCCACAAAGGCAGGAACGCGGAAAUAAGGCCAGCUACUCCGAAAGUCGCUCGUUCAGUAACGGUAACAUUGUAAAUCUGGAACUAGCAAUGCCAUCACCAGCCUACAGCGAUGCCGCGAUGGCUGCAAACGCAGCUGUAGCAGCAGAAGCUGGCUAUUCUAUAGAGGCAGCGAGUGCUGCGAGUACUACGUCUAGUGCCACCAGAAGCAGCGUUGACGCUGCUGUAGAUACGAUGUGGGAAGCACGUCGCACGAGGGAAAAAGCAGAGGAGGAAGCAGAUCAGAAGCUGAUUGAUGCAGUAUGCAAAGCCUCGCUUGCUGAAUAUCGCCAGCGCGAACGUGCACUCAAGCUUUACGAGUCAGAAGCUUCGCAGCGAUCACUUGAUCACGAGAUGUCGUCAGCUACACUGCAACAAGCCAUGAGCGAAGCUGAGCAGCGUAAGCGCGCAGCCAUGCAGACAGUGAUUGAUAGCAAGACGCGAGCUAAAGAGAUGAGUGAAAAGGCUCGCGAGGCUACAUCUCUUUAUCAGCAAAAAAAUUGUGAGCGUCUCAACAAACAGGCCGAGUUGGAAGCCAAGAUACUUCAUGACGAGCAGGAAGCUGAGCUUUUGGCUGUCCAGAAGCGCAAGGAGGAAGCAAUGCGGAGGCGGACGAUGGCAGAACAGAAGGCUCGUGAAGCUCUGGAGAAAGCUGAGGCCAUGCGUCGUGAAGCAUUCCAAGCUGCGUCCAAAGUUCGGGCAUACUCGCGCAAACAAAUCGAGAGCCAGCUUAGCGUGGAAGAAGCUCAGCGCCAGUGCGAGAUACAACGCAAAUUAGAUGAGAUCGAAAAAAUCAAAGACCUGGCUCACCAACGCAAGGAAGCGGCUGCAGAGAAAGCAAUGAAUGCUCAGCGCCGAGCUGAAGAGCUUCGUUUGAAGGCGGAGCAGGCACGAGUAGGACUUCAAAUGUUUGAACCGACACACUCAGCUUCAGAAGACACCACGAGCGGCUACAGACCAACUUUAAUUAAACUAGAGGUAAAGCGAAUUACGCAGCGUCCCUCGCAUACGAGUUUUGCGUAUCGAAACGCAUGUCGCGCACCUUGGCGAUCGCCUGAUAACGACAAAAGGUUUGCCCAUCGGGUUGCUAUACCUCUCAAUCGCAAUCGACUUGGUGGCGUGAAGACACUUCCAGAAUGCUCUGUCGAUGUCGUAAAGCGACUUCGCUGGCCGUGUUUGCACCCAUGGUACUCAAUGUACGGAUUGCGUGCGCCGCGAUGA
Molecule: messenger RNA, 1416 nt
Organism: Plasmopara halstedii
Lineage: Eukaryota; Oomycota; Peronosporomycetes; Peronosporales; Peronosporaceae
Exons: 3
Coding region: 1-1416 (471 amino acids)
Source: RefSeq, a predicted model, not a curated record